AUGGCUCGUCGAAUUCAAGACUGGAUCGCAGAGAUCUUUGAUCACCAGAGCGAAGCAGGCUCAACUUCACGACAUCCUUUCCCUCCUCGCCGCACCGAAGUUCCCAUCAUGCCAAGGAGCAAAGAAAAAGGCGCCAAAGCUGGAGCCGGAUCCACUUCGUCUGCCGGGGCCCAGAAGUCUGGCCAUCACCAGAAGGGCAAGAUCUCUCCUGAGGCUACUGCAUCUCAAGGUCCAAGCAAGGCCUCGGGGACCUCUCCUAAAGGUUCCAUUGUGGAGCGCCUGCAUAGUCUGACCCACCGACCAAAGGCUCCCGCGAGUCCACCAGCUACAAAUGUUGAAGAGGGCCAUGUCGUACUCGAAGCCAAGGCGUCGGUGGUGGCAGGCGCCCUACAAACCAGCGGCACGAAAUCAACGCAGGAACAGGACGACGAGUCCAAGUACGAAUCUGAGGACGAUUCAAUCGAGUCUCAAAGAUCAGAUCCUAAGGACAAAAGCUACCAUGGCUCCAAAGGAAGCGGUUCAGUCCAUGAUCGAGAGACCAGAGCAUCUCGAAACUCAUCUACGAACAGUCUCCUGGAGCAGCACGGGAUCGGGGGUUUGACGGCCGCAAGUAAAAGUAUGCCAAGUAUUAGAAGCUUGGAGAGUUUUCGCCAACAGAUCGAGUCCGCCAGAAGCGCCCAGCACAACAGAAGGGGCUCCAGAACUUCUUCGAAAAGCGUCAGAAGCGUAAAGAGUAGUUCGUCUGUUGCGACUACGAGCUCUCAGACCACCCAGACCUUCACCACGUUGCCACGAUUGGACAGACCUAUUCAACCCGGGCAAGGAUCAGAAUUUCAACCGACCUGGGAUGCAUAUGAACAAGCACUUGUCAAUUCCAUCUUACGGGUUGUUCGUGGCGAUGACAUAAAGAUCUCCAAAGAGACUUUUGACGCCAUCUUGUUAUUGGAACCAGUUGAGGCGUACCAAUUCAGUGAUGUCAAGGCCACGGCACCACCAGAAAAUCUACGUGGUACGAUCUCUGCGGCUGACAUCCGCAUUCUACAAUUCGUCCUCGAUCAGACCAAGUUUUGCCAUAAGACACGAGCUCUUGAAGCCGGCUGGAACUCUCAGGUUCAUGGUAUUCUCCUACAACUAGCUGCAUUAGGUUCCACCUGCGAGGUCAACAUGCACAAUGUCACGACUCAAAUGCAGGGAAAGCAAGCGAUGCGCCCUAAACAUUAUGGUACCCCUCAAACGAUUUCGGCGGUUGAUUUCAUGUUCAUGAUUCCAGUGGAAGCAAGAAGUCAUGAGCAGGCCUUGAUUUUCAUAUUACCUGAAGAAUCCGGAAACCCGUACAAUUCAUUCAACACCCAUCAUCAUGGAGAAAUCGGAGUCAUGUUCGUUGAGACGAAGCGAGCUCGCGGUGAUCAGGCGGAAGGCUUGGUUCAAAACGCCCUUGCAGUAGACGCUCAAAUUCGUUGGUUGCACGAGUUAGUUCGGCUCAUGCAAUACUUCGAUCAAAAACAAUAUCCAGCACAAAAGGAUGCGCAGAAUUCGAAACUGCCAAAAAUGCCAGCAUUGCCUUCGCUGUUAGUAAUGGGGUCAGAGUGGUAUAUCCAACUAUCAAAGCAGGACGAAAGCGGCGGGUUGAAAACUCUUUUUUAUGAGCUGAACGACGGCCAGGCUCUUGCAGACACGAAGACUUUAUUUGGCAUUGUUAAGGUUCUCGAAAUCCAAUUCGCACUUCUGAAGUACAUCGAGGAAGUUUGGGAACCGUGGCUGAUAGCUCUGCUGCGAAGGCUCCCGAGCGCAGAAGUGCUAUCCGACAUGGCGCUGAACAACAUAACCUGGAAGGAUCUCAAGCAGUCCAAGCUGAGUCCGAUUACUGAGGCGCAUGAAUAG
Dissoconium aciculare CBS 342.82 is the source of this 1881-nucleotide messenger RNA. RefSeq lists its product as uncharacterized. Lineage: Eukaryota; Fungi; Ascomycota; Dothideomycetes; Mycosphaerellales; Dissoconiaceae. The transcript has a single exon. The record is from RefSeq and is a predicted model, not a curated record. The coding region runs from base 1 to 1881 and encodes 626 amino acids.